Messenger RNA from Melopsittacus undulatus (budgerigar), 1398 nucleotides. Its product is annotated as ammonium transporter Rh type A-like. The record is from RefSeq and is a predicted model, not a curated record. The transcript is spliced from 2 exons. Lineage: Eukaryota; Metazoa; Chordata; Aves; Psittaciformes; Psittaculidae. Gene Ontology annotation, cellular component: plasma membrane. Gene Ontology annotation, biological process: ammonium homeostasis; ammonium transmembrane transport. Gene Ontology annotation, molecular function: ammonium channel activity. The coding region runs from base 1 to 1398 and encodes 465 amino acids.
AUGGCCAUAAAACCCCUGGUGCCGGAGGGAGUGGAGCUCACCCUGAGAGCGCUGCCGGUCACUGUCCACACUGGGAUGGCCAUGACAGCAUCCCCAAACCCUCACCGGCUCCUGCCCCUCGCCCUGGGGCUCUUCCAGGCUGCUCUGCUCCUCUUCUUCCUCCUCUUCGUCACCUACGAUGAGCCCUCAGCACAGGCAGAAGAUGCCAGCUCGGUGGCCAAGCAUCUCUACAGCAUCUUCCCCUUCUUCCAGGACAUCCAGGUGAUGCUGGUGGUGGGGCUGGGGCUCUUACUGACCUUCCUGCCCCGCUAUGGGCUCAGUGUCCUCACCCACAACUUCCUCCUGCUCAACUUCUCCAUGCAAUGGGCGAUGAUGCUGCAGGGAUUACUCCAUUGCUUCCACCAUGGCCAGGUCCACUUGAGCCUCCACAGCAUCCUCACUGCGGAGUUUGCUGCUGUGACAGUGCUCAUCUCUAUGGGGGCCAUACUGGGGAGGACCAGCCCCUUCCAGCUCCUCAUCAUGGCCACAUGUGAAGUCCCCAUCUACCUCACCACUGAAUGGGCCAUCAUCACCUAUCUGGGUGUCCUGGAUGUGGGGGGCACCAUCACCAUCCACGUCUUCUCCUGCUAUUUUGGCCUCGGUGUAUCCAAAGCUCUGUUCAGGGCAUCACAACAGCCAGUGCACCCCAAUGAGACCUCGACCCCCCGCUCCGACCUCAUGUCCCUGGUUGGGAUGCUCAUCCUCUGGGUCUUCUGGCCCAGCUUUGUGGCUGUUCUCUGCCAACCGGGGGAUGCUCAGCACCGCGCCAUCCUCAACACCCUCCUGGCCAUGAGUGCCAGUGCCGUGACCACCAUAGUGGCCUCCAGCCUGAUGGAGAGGGAUGGGAAGCUCAGCCCUGGCCACCUCCAGAACGGCAGCCUGGCCGGUGGGGUGGCCAUCGGUGCCGUGGCUGACAUGGCCAUGGCACCAGGGGCUGCCCUUGCCUUGGGAAGCCUCUCAGCCAUGAUCUGCCUCCUUGGCUCCAGGUUCCUCACCCCUUUCCUAGCAAGGAAGCUCUCACUGCAGGACCAAUGUGGCAUCCACAACCUCCAUGGCUUGCCUGGCAUCCUCGGAGCCGCAGCCAGCGCCGUGGCCAUCCUGGUGGUACCCGGGUUCGGGGACCGUGGGGCAGGAUGGCAGGCGCUGUGCCAGGCAAUGGGGCUGGUGUUGGCUGUUGGUGGCUCACUGCUCACCGGGCUGCUCACCGGUGCCAUGCUCCGGAUGCCCUGCCUGGCGUUGCCACCACAGAGGCUCUGCUUCGAUGACUCCCUGUAUUUUAAGGGGCAGGAGGAGGCUGAGGGCACAGGGAUGGGCAGCACCAGGGAGGAAGGGGCUCUGGCAAUGAAGGAGCAGGUUUAG